CAGAGACAAAGGAUACAUACAGCUGUAGGAGCUCUUGGACCACUUGUUGAUUUAAUAGAAGAGAAGGUGGGGGGAGUAGGAGGAAAGCACUGCAUAUUGUUGGUACAGAACAAAUAAGAAAUAAUUAUUUGCUCUAGAAAGGAGUCACUGAUGGUGGUGAGAAGUGACGUUCAGGAUCAUGUCGGUGUGAACAGUGCCAGCUGGUAGAGCUCCAGAUCUGGUUUCAUACAACAUAGACCAGAAAGCCUUUAACACUUCCCUGCUACUGCAAAGACAGGACUUUGUAUCUUUUGCCCUUUUCAGCAAUAUCCCAAGGUGCACAGGAGAGAGCAAUUACACGGUUAUCUACUUGGAUGAAAACCGCUGCUGGGGGCCCAUCAGCAAGAGUAAUGCUUACAGGAUUUUUCUGGCUGGCUUUGUUUUCCUGAUAGGACCUUUUGUGUUUUUCUCCAUUCAGAAGAAUAAGUUUAUUCAAAUUCUUGCCACCACCAUGUCCUUCUCAGUUUUUUGCAUCAUAUUCGUUGUGGCAUUUCACCUCCUAGCUACUGGCCGUGGCAAAGGACAUCCCAGCUUGGCUAACUUUGGAGCUCUCCCAAACCUCUUUGGAGCUUGUUCACUGGCUGCUGUAUCUCAUGCCACCCUUCCUCAGAUCAUCCCUCCUAUACAAAACAAGGCCUAUCUUGGUUUUGGUAUUGCUAUUGUCUUCAUAGUUGUGGGGACUCUCUAUGCCCUGCUUUCAUUAACAAUCAUGUUCACCUUUGAAAAUGAGAAGAUUCAGACAAUUGUCCUGUUAAAUUUUUUGGACUGCUCUGUUGCUCCUGGGGUGUUCUUCAUUUAUUUCUUAGGACUCUAUACCACUUUUAAGGUGAGUGCCAUCUUUCCCUUGAAUGCAGUGACUUUAAGGGAUAAUCUAUGGGUUAUGUUUAGCCCAUUUCAGUGUUCUCACAUCUGGAUUGUUGAAAGACUCAUCUUUCCGAUAUUGACCAUUCUCCCACCAAUUGUGAUUGCAAUGGUUACAGAGAAUAUAGAAGUGAUUGUAGGAGUAACUGGCUCUUAUGCUGCAACCAUUAUCCAGUUUGUUAUUCCACCUCUAUUGGUGUUCUUCAGCCGGAGAGAUACCCAUGAGAAGUUUGGCCCCAGUGUUCAUAUCAAAUUUGCUUCUCCAUUUCAACACAACCUUUGGAUAAUUAUAGUCAUCAUCUUUGCUGUAUUUGCUCUAAUCACAGUGACAGUAUUGUAUAUAACACAUCAAAGUUAAUAAAAAUAUCUGUGUUACAUAAUAAAACAUAUAGCAAGUGAAUUGGUUAUCCACAAUAUGUCAUACAUACAUAUUUUUGUGCUAAAAACAGAAACAUAACACCAUAUUAUUGAUCCUUACUCAGGCAGGUUAUACACAGAAUUGAUCUGUAUUACACCUUCAUUUUAUGUUCUAACCUGCUCAUAUAAUUUUUAUGUCCUAACUCUCCUAAGAAGUCUUUGCAAAUGAUGUCUUACAUAGUUGUUACACUUUUAUUUAGUAAUUACAUAAAACAUGUUGUAUUGAACUGGUUAAGAUGGAGGGUGGAAUUAGCCACUGUCACUAAUGCAGUGAUUCUCAAAUGGUUCUGUGGUACCCUGAGAUACCUUGAGAUCUUUCUGUUGCAGGGUGCCAUAUAAUAUUAGCUGUUAGAUUCUCAAAACAUCAUUCACAAGAUAAACCCAGAGACUUUAAAAAGGAAUCCAUAGUGUUAAAAGCAUUCUGACCUGUUGUGACCUUUCUGAGUUCUUUGCAACAGAAUUACUCUAUUAUUUGUCUGUAGUAACAAAUCUAGUGAAAACUAAGAGUUGGCAUUUUCUGAAGAGUGCUUUGAGUCUAUUGAGUGCCUUGAUCUAAAAUGGUUGAAAACCACCGCACUAAUGAAAUGCAGCAAUUCCUAGGGCAGGGGCUGGCAACCCCCAGCACAAAUGUCAGUAUGUGGCAAGUGCAAGUAUUUUGCUUGGCACACCUGCCUUGGGGUGGAUGGCAGGGAAAGGUUGGGGCUGUACUGAGACAACAGAGUUUGGGCUCCUUGCAGCUCCUCUGCCAUGCACCCCCGGCAUGCUAGCAUCUUACAAGUUGAAGUUGCAACUGUUUUUGGCACUCUGCCUAAAAGUGUUGCCAACUCCUGUCCUAGGCUAUAUAUCUACACAUAGAAAACAGCUGUUUAACAUAAAGUAAAACUGAACAAUAGUUUGCAGCAGAAAGUGAGGAGGAGGAAUAUAUCUGCAGGGUGAAUCUGAAUAGUUGAUCUUACAGUAGUGACUGCUAAGAUAUUUACAUUGCAUGGCAGCAUUACUAGGUGUCUAGUUUUCACUUAGAUAAAGCAAGGCACAUUCAGAUAGCAAUCCUGUGUCCAUCUGUGAUGAUGUGUGUUGUGUGUGUUUGUGUAGAUUCAUUCCCUUGUCAGUAUGAGAGAAUUGUUGUCAGAAUAAAUAAACGAAUUAUUAUAAA
Messenger RNA from Alligator mississippiensis (American alligator), 2470 nucleotides. Its product is annotated as transmembrane protein 104-like. Bases 491 to 1258 code for a protein of 255 amino acids. The transcript is spliced from 3 exons. The record is from RefSeq and is a predicted model, not a curated record. NCBI's taxonomy places the organism in Eukaryota, Metazoa, Chordata, Crocodylia, Alligatoridae.